UUGCGACAGACACCCCUUGUUUGGGCAGCCAAGGAAGGUCACGCAGCCGUGGCGGAGACUCUACUGAAUCAUGGGGCAGCUGUGGAUCUGGCGGACAAUGUUGGCUCAACUGCCCUCAUCUUCGCUGCACAACAUGGUCAUGCCACCACUGCUCAGGUGUUGUUGGACAACGGAGCUUCAGUGGAUCAUGCGGAUGAAGUAAGGGAAGUGAUAAUAUCAGCGGACGACUUUUUGCAGUGGCGGUUGUUCAAAUUAUUGACUUCCAAUGUGAGGCAGCGUGGACUAUGCUCUUGCCAGCUUCGUAUUUAA
Molecule: messenger RNA, 309 nt
Organism: Ostreobium quekettii
Lineage: Eukaryota; Viridiplantae; Chlorophyta; Ulvophyceae; Bryopsidales; Ostreobiaceae
Source: the annotation of a GenBank genome assembly